Odobenus rosmarus divergens (Pacific walrus) is the source of this 1254-nucleotide messenger RNA. It is a transcript of the gene SDHC, whose product is annotated as succinate dehydrogenase complex, subunit C, integral membrane protein, 15kDa. Gene Ontology annotation, biological process: tricarboxylic acid cycle; mitochondrial electron transport, succinate to ubiquinone. Gene Ontology annotation, cellular component: membrane. The record is from RefSeq and is a predicted model, not a curated record. NCBI's taxonomy places the organism in Eukaryota, Metazoa, Chordata, Mammalia, Carnivora, Odobenidae. Bases 20 to 529 code for a protein of 169 amino acids. Gene Ontology annotation, molecular function: succinate dehydrogenase activity; electron transfer activity. The transcript has 6 exons.
GUCCAGACCGGAACUCAAGAUGGCUGCGCUCUUGUUGAGACAUGUUGGCCGUCAUUGCCUCCGUGCCCACCUUAGUCCUCGGCUCUCUAUCAGAAAUGCUGUUCCUUUGGGAACCACAGCCAAGGAAGAGAUGGAGAGGUUCUGGAAUAAGAACACUGAUUUAAACCGUCCUCUGUCUCCUCAUAUCACUAUCUACAGUUGGUCUCUUCCCAUGGCGAUGUCCAUUUGCCACCGUGGUACUGGUGUGGCCUUGAGUGCAGGGGUCUCUCUCUUUGGCUUGUCGGCCCUGUUGAUCCCUGGGAACUUUGAGUCUCAUUUGGAACUUGUGAAGUCCCUGUGUCUGGGGCCAUCACUGAUCUACACGGCCAAGUUUGCACUUGUCUUCCCUCUCAUGUAUCACACCUGGAAUGGGAUCCGACACUUGAUAUGGGACCUAGGGAAAGGCCUGAAGAUUCCCCAGCUGUACCAGUCUGGAGUGGCUGUCUUGGUUCUUACUGUGUUGUCCUCUGUAGGGCUGGCAGCCAUGUGAAGACCUGAAGUUCCCAGCAUUGUCUUCUCAUAAAUGGUUCACUGACCUGUCUUCCUGUUUGUCACUCUCUUCUCCAGCCAAGACAGAGUUCUCCCGAUUUAUUUAGACCCUUUUGUGCUUACACAUCCCCUCGGAGCUUAGUGACAGUAGAGUACCUCCUAGAACCCAAGCAGUGGAAGAGGGUCCGGUUUCCUCCCUUGUUUCUAAAGAUGGAAUGACUCAAAACUUCCCUUUUCCUGCCCCCAGCUUGCAGCCUUCUCUGGGCCUGGAAGCCCUCAUUCUCUCUCCAUAUUGGGCCUUGAUUUGUGCUGAUGGUCAGCUUUUGGCUCCUUCUUCCCGAGACAGUGGAAACAGUGGAGGCUCUGUGGCCUCUGCUGUGGGGCUUUGGGUGCCAUUGCCUGUGGGUUGCUAGCUUAAAGGACAGUUGUGUUCAUUGGUCAGAGCCCAGGGUCUUCCCACACAGUAUGACUGAGAGAAGAGGGUUGGGGGUGGAGGGGAAUUAGCCUGUCCCAGCUAGCUGGGGAUAAAGAGGGUCAGUUGACUCUGAAAGCAGGUGUUUUGGGGAGAAGAUAUAUAGCUUUUAAUGCAAAAGGAAGAUCCAGAAGAUUACAGUGAACCUAUUAAGGGUUAUUCCCCCCCCCGCACUUCUGGAAAAACAAGACUCUUUUCUAAUCCAAAUUCAUGUGACAUCUGUUUCUGAAACUGAAUUAAAAUACUCAUUUUGU